CCCAUCAAGCAACUGUCAACUUUGAUGUUUUCACUAGUAUUGAGGUUAUAAAUUUUGGGGGGCCCAGUAAACUCUUUCCGAUUGGUUUCAAUGUCCAACCAUGAUCGAAAAUGCUGCCAAUUUUACGCGCACCUACCAAAUAAAGCCCUCGAUUUUCGAAGUGUUGGCUCAACAGUCCCUGACCGAUACCUUGUACCCAGCCCUGCAGAAAGUUGCCCUUUUUCUAUCAGCAAAAUUUCCCGAAAAACUCGGAUUUUUGGACGCUUAUUACAAUGAGGCUUUCCUAGCUCUCAGUGGGUUGUUGCAGUUUUAUUAUCUUAAAAACCACGAUGGGUCUUUCUCUGAAAACUUCUACGGUUUGAAAAGGGUUUUGGUUGAUGACGAGCCACUAAAGCAUCAUGAAAAGGAACUGUCCUUAAUAUUCCUAGUGCUAAUGCCGUACUUUAAGAGAAAAAUCGAGGAUAAAAUCCAAAUGUACCGGAUCGAAUGCGCUGAGGGCUGCAUAAGAAAUGACUUUGAGCGCAGAUCCAAGCAAAUCGUCAUUCGCUCCCACUCAGCAUUCGAAGUGGCUUGGAGUCUUCUUGCUCUCAACAAUCACCUGCAAUACAUGGCGGGAAAAACCGAAUAUCCCCAACCGCUGUUAAACCUCCUCAAACUCAAGCUGGUUUACUCCAAUGAGGAACCCAGCUUGAGCUUCUGGGGCCAAGUCUUCAAGGGAAACCUACGAUUUUCAGAUAUUAGCGGCGGGUUGCUGAGGAAUGCGGCCAGUACGGUUUUGGAAACAACCGCAUUUUUCCUGCAAUUUCUGCAAACGUGGAGCGCACAAAAACCCAACUGUAGUAUAACCGAUUUGCCCAAAAUUGAGGCCCCUACGCCAGACAACAGAGCGAGAGCCUAUGGGGGCAAAUGCCCCCUUUGCCUUCAAACUUGGCGCAUUCCAACAGCCCUGCCUGUGUCCGGCUACAUAUUUUGCUUCCGGUGCAUCCUCAAACAUCUGAGUGAAGCCCAAAAAUGCCCAGUCACAAACUUACCAGCGAAGCCUUUAGAUAUCGUACGCCUGUAUCCGAACGAGUAGAAAAACCUUGUGGACAAGCAAGGGAUUUUUUACAAGUAGUUGUUCUGUAAACAACCAAGAUUUGAGCGAGGAAAAUAAAAGAAAACAAGAAACCAAAA
This is a messenger RNA of Dendroctonus ponderosae (mountain pine beetle), 1173 nucleotides long. It is a transcript of the gene Pex12, whose product is annotated as peroxisome assembly protein 12. The record is from RefSeq and is a predicted model, not a curated record. Gene Ontology annotation, molecular function: protein binding; zinc ion binding; ubiquitin-protein transferase activity. Gene Ontology annotation, cellular component: peroxisomal importomer complex; peroxisomal membrane. Gene Ontology annotation, biological process: protein import into peroxisome matrix; protein monoubiquitination. The transcript has 6 exons. Bases 101 to 1075 code for a protein of 324 amino acids. Lineage: Eukaryota; Metazoa; Arthropoda; Insecta; Coleoptera; Curculionidae.